UGUCCCUUAUAGUUCCCAAUGUUCAACAUCCCUUCCAUCUCAAAUCUCUUUCCAAUUUUUGCACCACUUUCUAGUUUCACACACAAUACACACGAACACAAAAUUAUUAACACGCUUUGUUUCACUUUUAUAAAACACACGCUUUCUCUUUCUCCCUCUAGACUAUAGCUAGAAAUUAAAUUAAACUUAUGGCUUCUUCAAAUGGAUUUGGCUCUAGCACUACCUCUUCAGGAUCUCCAUGUGGAGCAUGCAAGUUUCUCCGUAGAAAAUGUACAUCUGAAUGCAUAUUUGCACCUUAUUUUUGCUGUGAACAAGGACCUGCUAGAUUUGCAGCUAUUCAUAAAGUGUUUGGUGCCAGCAACGUUUCCAAGAUGCUGUUGCAUAUACCUCCUCAAGAUCGUUGCGAUGCUGUUGUCACAAUUGCUUAUGAAGCUCAAGCUCGUAUUAUAGAUCCUGUUUAUGGCUGUGUCUCCCAUAUUUUGGCUUUGCAGCAACAGGUAGCAAGCUUGCAAGCACAACUGAUGCAAGUGAAGGCACAGCUGAACUCUAUAUCUCCUAAGAGUUCGUUUGAUUUGAUUGAUUAUAACAGCUGCAGUAUCAGUGAUGGAAUGAGCACGCCAGACAUUCGAAGCAAUAGAGAGGGUUUCACUUUCUUAUUCCAAGGUUGUUCUAAGAAAAAUAAUGAUUUGACUGAGCUUCAAGAGCUGGCUCUCAGAAUGGCAGGCAACUAAAAUUAGGUUAAGCUAUAAUUAAGGCUUCACUUAAAUCUUAACUGUCUUUAAUUUGCUUUUC
Molecule: messenger RNA, 792 nt
Organism: Vicia villosa (hairy vetch)
Lineage: Eukaryota; Viridiplantae; Streptophyta; Magnoliopsida; Fabales; Fabaceae
Product: LOB domain-containing protein 16-like
Exons: 2
Coding region: 189-731 (180 amino acids)
Biological process (GO): positive regulation of DNA-templated transcription; hormone-mediated signaling pathway
Cellular component (GO): nucleus
Source: RefSeq, a predicted model, not a curated record